Molecule: messenger RNA, 279 nt
Organism: Dovyalis caffra
Lineage: Eukaryota; Viridiplantae; Streptophyta; Magnoliopsida; Malpighiales; Salicaceae
Source: the annotation of a GenBank genome assembly
AUGCGUGGCUGGCAGCUAGGUAGGAAAGGUGCGGUUUGUUUGGCUAAGGUGAGGAUGGAGAUGGAGGUGGGUUUUGAAUGGUGGGAGUGUACAGGUCUGUUGUUGGUGGUCUUGGGGAUGGUUUGGGAUGAACAUGGUGUAGAUGGUCUUGGGGUUUUGGAGAAGGAUAAAACAGGGGUUCUUUAUGGGGAGGCUAGUGAAGGAAGAAGGACAAUAGCAAGGGCUGUUACGGUAGUGGGUUGUAAAGGUUUCUGUGGCCACUGUGUUGACAGUGGCUAA